This is a messenger RNA of Corticium candelabrum, 2063 nucleotides long. Its product is annotated as acyl-coenzyme A thioesterase 11-like. Gene Ontology annotation, biological process: acyl-CoA metabolic process. Lineage: Eukaryota; Metazoa; Porifera; Homoscleromorpha; Homosclerophorida; Plakinidae. The record is from RefSeq and is a predicted model, not a curated record. Gene Ontology annotation, cellular component: cytosol; extracellular exosome. The transcript has 18 exons. Gene Ontology annotation, molecular function: fatty acyl-CoA hydrolase activity; lipid binding. Bases 111 to 1811 code for a protein of 566 amino acids.
CUCUCACAUUGGUAUUGGCUUCGUGUGAUCGUCGAUCGUCGUCAGAGUGCGUGGAUUGGGCUUGAGAGACACUCGUGGUUCUGUUCUGUCGGUUGCAGUCGAUUGUAGGGAUGUAUAGAAACGAGACUGCUGUCGAGUCGAAUCAAAUUUUACGACCCAACCAGGUUGGCAGAACGCCGGGCAUGUUUUACAGCUUACUGUUGAAGUGGAUGGACAUUGCUGCUUGCGUUUCUGCUGAGAAACAUGCGAAGAUGUCUUGUGUCACUGUGGCUAUGGACGACUUAAAGUUUAAACAGCACCAAGUAAAACCAGGCAAUUUGGUUACAGUCAGAGCUCAAGUCAACCGGGCAUUUGGCUCUAGUAUGGAGGUUGGUGUUCUUGUGUGGGCAGAACGAAUUGAGUCGGGUGACAAAAUACAAAUUUGCCAGGGCUUUUUCACAUUUGUUGCUACAUCUGAUGUUCCUCGCACUAAGGUUCAACUUGCACCAGUUCAGGUUAUAACUGAAGAAGAACAAAAACAGCAUGUACUUGCUUUUGAAAGAAGAAAGAUUAGACAGGCGUCGUUACAUAACAUUUGCAAUAUAGUGCAAGAUCUACAGAGGACUGUUCCAGAGUCGAGCCGUAUUGGGUUGUCUCGGGAUGAUGUUGGGCGCAAGGUCGAAUGCAGACGGACAACAGUAGAGAGUCUAGAACUAGUCAUGCCUCAGCAUGCUAACCAUCACGGAACAGCAUUUGGAGGACAGAUUCUUGAGUGGAUGGGAAAUGUUGCUUUUAUUGCAGCGAGUCGUGUGUGUCAGACUGUCAUGACUAUGCCAGUUGCACUCGAUCGUGUUAUUUUCCGAAGACCAGCAAAUGUUGGCGACAGACUGUUUCUCAAAGCGUGUGUCAAUGCAAUUUUUCACACCACGAUGGAGGUUGGAGUUCGAGUGGAAGCUCAGGCUGUUGGAGGAGAAGCCAGACAUAUCAGCAGUGCUUUCACAACGUUUGCUGUUUCUAGUGACACAGACAGUGUGAUAGUUUUGCCUCAGCUGGAGACAAGUAAUGAGAUUGAAAAACGAAGAUGUUCAGAAGCUCAAGCUCGAUAUUUUUCUCGUUUGUCUAGAAAAUCGCUUUCGGAUGGAGAGAAGAGUGUUCUGCAUUGGUCUGAAACAGAAACGCUUGAAAUGUCACUAGAAAACAUGUCCAGGUUGGCAUCUUUAAUGGCAGUAUCAGAGUGGCAACCGAUUAAUGAUGAUAGUGAAGUGAAACUGCAUAAGUAUGAGCAAGAUGAAAACGUUGCCAUAAAGUUGCAAUUUGAAAUUGACGGCUCUGCCAAGGAAGUUUAUACACUCGUAUCAGAUAUAAAGCAGAGACAGCACUGGGAUAAACUCUGCAGGCAAUCUCAUAUACUACGCCGCAUAACUGAUACAGAUGCUAUUGUUCAGUUGAUUAUGGAUCCGAUGCAAUUGGGUCACAAUGCGAAAGAAUUUGUUCUUCUAGCAUCACAUCAUUUUGCUAGCUGUGACAAUGACUAUUAUGCUCUUGCUUUGACAUCCAUUGAAUACCAAUUGUCAUAUGGUUAUCAGGCAAGCAACUGUGAAAGAGCUGAGGUGUUGUCGUCUGGUUAUGUUGUAAGAGAGCUGCCUUUUGAAGGACCUAGUGAAGAGGGUCGUGCAAAAUGCUGUGUCACGUACUUUCAUCAGUUGAGUGCCACAGUGUUACCCUACAUUGGAGGUGAUCUGGUUGGUCUAACAGCAGUGUUGAUAAACACAGGCAGGCGUCUAAAAUCUUACAUAACCACAAAACUCAUAUCCGACCACAGUGAAGGAUAGUAAGAUCAAUGAAAGUCGAUAUUAAUUUUGUUGGACUUACCUAUACAGACAAAUUGCGAAUUUGAUGAUUUGUUAAUUGCACUCGUCUGGCGCGUGUAUUUGUUUUGUUGUGAAUUCCUGUUGUAUGCGUUAGUAGGACUGAUAAGGUAUUUUUGUAUGCUGUUAAAUUUCGUAUUUGAUUUUACCACAACAUGUCACGUGUUAAAUGUCAUGAGGUCACGUGCUAAGAGAGACAUGACAAUAGAUUACUUU